AUGACGGCAGACUCAACAAACGGUGUCAAAGACAACAUCCCCAAUGGCGCCUCUGACGGCACCAACGGUCACUCCCAACUCCCAACCGAGGAAGACAUGAGACUUCUCCAGCUUCAACAGAGAUAUGCCGAAGAAGCUGCCAAGCGCAUCCGGGCGGACGGCCCUGCCCAAUUCCUCGACCUCACAGAUGCCGACACAGACCGCUUCAAGGCUAUCGCCGAGGAUCCCUGGGCCGACCACGCCGCCCUCAAUGCCAAACAGACAGUCAAGGACGGAGCCACCUAUAAGUUUCUCGUCCUCGGUGGUGGGUACGGUGGUCUUCUGUAUGCCGUCCGCCUCAUGCAGGCUGGGUUGAUCAAAGGGCCCGAUGAUGUGAGAUUAGUCGAUGCCGCCGGCGGUUUCGGCGGAACUUGGUACUGGAACAGGUAUCCGGGCCUGCACUGCGAUGUUGAGAGUUACAUCUACAUGCCACUUCUCGAGGAGACAGGGUACAUGCCCAAGCAGAAGUACUCGCCCGGGUCCGAGUUACGCGAGCACGCUGAGCGGAUUGCCACCCAGUUCGAGCUGCACGACAAGGCCUUGUUCCGCUCGAACGCAAAGGCAGCGACAUGGGAUGAGGAAGAGAAACUCUGGACUGUCCAGAUCACCGAGGGACGCGGACCAAACGAGCCAAGCAGAGAAUUGACGCUCAAGUGCCAGUAUCUGAUGGUUGCUUCGGGAGUGCUCAACGUCCCUCAUGUGCCCAAGAUUCCUGGGCUUGAAGGAUUCGGUGGUGAGAUGUUCCACACAGCUCGUUGGGAUUAUUCUGCCACUGGAGGAUCCUAUGAGAGCCCAGACAUGGAGAAGUUGAAGGACAAGAGGGUGGGAAUUAUCGGAACUGGUGCGACCUCCAUCCAGAUCAUUCCGCAGCUAGCCAAGUGGGCAAAGGAGCUUUAUGUGUUCCAACGCACACCGUCGGCCGUGCAUCCCCGUGAUCAGAAGGCAACAGAUCCUGAAGAAUGGAAAACCAAGAUUGCAUCCAAGAAGGGCUGGCAGGUGGAGCGCGCGCUCAACUUUGCCGCCCACAUGAGCCUUGCCACCAAAGAGGGAGAAGAGAACCUGGUAAACGACGGCUGGACAAGGAUCCCAGCAUACUCUGCCCUGAUCGGCUCUCCUGGGUUUGGUCUUAUCGAGCCUACUCCUGAGGCGAUUGGCGCGAACGUGGCACGCCUGUACAAGAUGGAUACUCCCACGGCCGAAACUGCUCGUGCCCGCGUCGAUCAGAUCGUCAAGGAUCCAGAGACUGCAAACAAGCUGAAGGCCUGGUACCCUUCUUGGUGCAAGCGGCCCACCUUCAGUGACAUGUACCUCCAAGCCUUCAACGAGCCCAACGUCCAUCUUAUUGACACAAAUGGCCAAGGUAUCGAAGCGGCGACAAAGGACGGCCUCAUUUUUGCCGGAAAGGAAGACCCGUUGGACGUUCUUGUCCUCAGUACUGGUUAUCGGUCACCAGCCUUUGGCAACGGUAACCCGGCGGCCAAGACCGGUAUUUCAGUUAUUGGUCGUGGAGGCCUGUCGAUGGACGAGAAGUGGAAGAACAUCGGCUCAGCGACGCUUCACGGAGUUGCCACUAGCGGGUUCCCCAACCUGUUCUUUGCUUUUGGCCCGCAAACUGCUGCCACAGCCAACUUCAUCACGAUGUUGGAAGUGGGCAUCCAGCACACUGCACACAUUUUGGCCAAGGCAGAAGAGAAGGUGGGUGCCGGCUCGCGAGCUAUUGUUGAAGUCACGAAAGAGGAGGAAGAGGCUUGGACAAUGCAAGUCAUGAUGCGCGCCCCGUAUUUUGCGUCCAUCAUGGGCUGUACUCCUGGGUAUCUGAACGGGGAGGGGCAAUCUGCAAGACAGGACCCGAAGGACAUGAUGAAAGCGAGCAGAUCGUCAGGGUGGAGUGAAGGAAUGUUGUCGUAUGUCGAGGUGUUGGAGGAGUACCGCAGGGAAGGGUCUUUGAAGGGUGUUGAGAUCACUGCCGCAUAA
Sordaria macrospora k-hell is the source of this 2013-nucleotide messenger RNA. RefSeq lists its product as uncharacterized. NCBI's taxonomy places the organism in Eukaryota, Fungi, Ascomycota, Sordariomycetes, Sordariales, Sordariaceae. Gene Ontology annotation, molecular function: oxidoreductase activity. The record is from RefSeq and is a predicted model, not a curated record.